This is a messenger RNA of Microplitis demolitor, 2257 nucleotides long. RefSeq names its product testis-expressed protein 10 homolog. Gene Ontology annotation, cellular component: MLL1 complex; nucleus. The record is from RefSeq and is a predicted model, not a curated record. Lineage: Eukaryota; Metazoa; Arthropoda; Insecta; Hymenoptera; Braconidae. The transcript has 5 exons. Bases 307 to 2172 code for a protein of 621 amino acids.
UUUCUUUAACAAAUUUGGAAAUUAGGAUUUUUUGUUAAAUUUGAAAAAUGGGAAAUUUUAAAAAAAAUCUUUUAUUUAAAUAUUGGAGGUUAUCUAUUAAUUGGAAAAAUUUACAAUUAUGUUUUGGGUGAAAAACAAUAAUUUUACAGCCCUGAAGAAAAUUAUUCACCCCCACCAGAAACAAAACGCUAAGAGUCCACGUGCUGUUUCGUUGGAACACUAACCUAAAAUUUUGCUUGAAAAUAAAAACAAAGUAGCAAAUUAAAAGCAAGGAUUAAAUAAAAUAGUGUAGAAAAAUUUGAAAACAUGGGUAAAAAUAAUCGGCAUAAAAAAAAUAUAAAAUCUGAGAAGUCGAAAGUUAAAUUAAAACAAACAAAGGCGAAAUUGUUGCCAAAAGGACAGAAUAUAACAGACACAACAUUCAAAGUUAAGAAAAUAAUAAUUAAAGAACAAUUGAAGGAACAUGAACAGUCGGAAAUUCUUAGUCGGAGGAAAUUAAAUGUCAAGGAUCUAUUGGUACGUUUGCACCAUCACAAUUCAUCAGUACGACAAGAAGCAAUAAAAGAACUAGAAGAAAUUUUAAAAAACAAUCCGUCCGAAAUAUUUAAUUCAAAUUUAAAUAAAAUACUGCAGGGUCUCGGCGCAUUGAUACUCGAUAAAGAAAAAGAUAUAAGACGUGAUACAUUUAAAACAAUAUCUCUAAUAUUAGGGUCAAUAAAACGUGAACAAUUGGCACCAUUUUCCGAUAUAUUAAUCUCUUAUUUAUGUUGCGCAAUGACUCAUAUUUCCCCACCAAUAAAAGAAGACUCAUUGCAUUUUCUUGACAUCAUUGUUGAUAAAUCGGGUUACCUAAUUGCCAAAAAUUCGCAAAAAAUACUCGACCUUUUUUUGGAUUUCAUUUCCAAAAAUAAAUCUCAAAUAAAUCGUCAGCUGACGACAACAUUCAGCUCAAAAUUGACCUCAGUUAAAUGGAGGAAUAAAGUUUUCUAUCGAUUGUCUAGUAUUUUUACUACUAUCAUUGAUGACAUCCGAUUGAGAUACUGCUCAAAAAACGAUUUAACUGACGAAAAAAAUAUAAAUAUUGACAAUAACAUUUAUUACUUACCCAUAUAUAAUUAUAAUACCAAUUUAUGUCAUAUAAAUUUCGACAGUAAUUAUAAAGAUAUGAUAAGUAAAAAAUAUAACUAUGAAAUUUUCGAAUUCAUAAAAUAUAUUUACACUUUAGUGCCACUGAUUUUUGAAAGUUGGAUUGAAGUCCGCCCACAGGAAACUUGUGACGAAAAUAUUUCGCUGAUUUCUCAUGAAACAAAAGAUUUUUUGAAAGCAAUAACGUCAAUAAUUAAAUUAAUUAUCGAAUUUAUUGACAUCGUUGAGCCUAAAAUAGAGGAAAAUAUUUCUAAAGAAUUUAGUAGUAAAUUUAUACAUAAUUUAUCCAAAUAUUUAAUUACCAGUUUUCCUUAUUCCUUUAAAGCCAUUCAAGUUGUCGACAGUAAAAAAAAUAAUUCGAAAAGACAAAAUGAUUUUGAGACGGUAAUUAGUCAUACUCAUAAUAAAAAUUGUCUUGAAGAAAAUUUAGAGCUCUGUUAUAUUUAUAUGUGGAUGGUUUGUAAUUCUAAUGGUAGAAAUAAUAAAGUAAAUGAAGAAUGCAAAGUUAAUUGUAGAAAAAUUAUUAAAUUUGUCGAUGAUUCAUUAAAUAAUUGGAGCACGGAUACUUCAACUGUAUCGCAAUUAGUGAAACUUGUACGAAUAAUUUUUUUGAAUUGCAGUAAAUUUUUGUACAAGAGUGGAAUUAAUUUAGAAAGGACUUUACAAGCGACAAUUGCUGCGAGUUUGAAAGAUACGACGCAAGUUAACAUGAAAUUGUUCAAAAUUUUUGGAGAUAUUUUAUUGGACCAAUUCAAUGAACUUCACAAGAAUGACAGUUUUAAAAAAUUUAUUAUGAGUUUACCUGAUCUCUUACUAAAAGAAAGCAUCCAUGAUGAUAUAAUUAAAAUGAUAAAUCACGUCGUGCUUAAGUAUCGCGAAUAUUUACGCGAUGGACUUGAAAAAAACCAAACAAGCAUUUUAGAUAAUGCUAAAACAAUAAAAAUAAUUGGAUCUCACAAUGAAAGCGAUUCGCGUUUGAUGAUUUGUAAUUUAUUUUAUUUUAUCGAUGGUCAGUUUUAUUAUUAGUUUAUAUGUUUUAUAAAAAUGAUGAAAAAUAAAACCUGUACAUUGUAAAAAUAAAAUGUAAGGUUUGAAUAAAAUUGAGGAAAAU